This is a messenger RNA of Salvelinus namaycush (lake trout), 1028 nucleotides long. Its product is annotated as organic solute transporter subunit alpha-like. NCBI's taxonomy places the organism in Eukaryota, Metazoa, Chordata, Actinopteri, Salmoniformes, Salmonidae. Bases 147 to 1013 code for a protein of 288 amino acids. Gene Ontology annotation, molecular function: transporter activity. The record is from RefSeq and is a predicted model, not a curated record. The transcript has 7 exons. Gene Ontology annotation, biological process: transport.
GCAUAAUUUAUUUAUUCAUUCAUUUCCUAUCACCAGUGACUGCUGCCAACUGGAUGCGUCUGAGUGGUUGAGGGAUAGAUAGCUCUUUGUUUUCGUCCCCCGCCGCCCUCUACUUGCUCCAGAACUUCUAACCAAGCUGACUAAGGAUGGACGGGAACCGAACCAUCGACCCAAGCUGCAGUGAAAAACCUCCCGUGGCCAUCGACAUCAUUCUCAAGUUGGACAUCUUUGGUAUCAUCCUGUACUCAGUGCUGACCUUCAUGGCAGCGGUGUCCAUGCUGGUCUACAUAGAGGAGUGUUGGUACAUCUACCGGAAGGUUCCCUCCCACAAGAAGAGCGCCAUCAUCUGGGUCAACGGGGCAGCGCCGGUGAUUGGCACCAUGUCCUGUCUGGGGAUGUGGAUUCCCCGAGCCACCAUGUUUACUGACAUGACCUCCGCCUGCUACUUUGCGAUCGUCGUGUUUAAGUUCCUGGUGUUAAUGAUCGAGGAGGUGGGGGGUGACGAGGCGUUUCUACGGCGAGCAGGGAGGAACAAACUGAAGAUCAGUACUGGUCCCUGCUGCUGCUGCUGCCUCUGUCUACCCCAUGUUAACAUCACACGCCGGAGUUUGUUCCUGCUGAAGUUGGGGUCGUUCCAGUUCGCCCUGAUGAAGGCUGUCUUCACCAUUCUGUCAAUCAUCCUCUGGACCAAUGGCAACUUCAACGUUACAGAUACGGCGGUAACGGGAGCGUCUAUCUGGAUAUCUCUGGGAGUGGGGGUCCUGACCAUCAUAGCACUGUGGCCUGUAGCCAUCAUGUUCAUGCAUCUCAGGACCGUGCUGCGCAGCCUCAAGAUCAUUCCCAAAUACGCCAUGUACCAGCUGGUGCUAGUGCUGAGUCAGCUCCAGUCAGCCAUCAUCAACAUCCUGGCUAUGAUGGGAACUAUCGCCUGCACCCCGCCAUACUCCUCUCAGGCCAGGGGAUACUGUGAGACUCAUCUCCAUCCAUCCCUUCAUCACUAUAUCCCUUAUUAAACAUACACACACUAU